AGCAAUAAUUUCUCCACUGCCGGUGCUCUGUAACGACCGCAUUCGAACGUCACCGAGGAUAGGACUGAUUAAUUGCACGCAAACCAAUACUCUGAUACCUCCAUAAAAACCAAUCCGCGAAGGCGCGAACUCCUCCCUCAACUUCACUUCUCACUAGUUCACAACCCGACUAAGGCAACGAUGGAUCGACCCCCACCCGAAAGUCUCAUCCUCGUUUCCCGCGAUCCAAACGGCGUAGCAACCAUCACAAUCAAUCGUCCUAAAUCCCUCAACUCCUUGACCAAGGCAAUGAUGACCCGCAUGGCCCACGAGAUCAAGGCUCUAGGUCUGGAUGAUUCGGUCCACGUCAUCAUUCUGUGCGGAACUGGUCGGGCUUUCUGUUCCGGCGUCGACCUUACCGCGGCUGAGGACGUUUUUAAAGGGGAUGUUAAGGACGUGGAGUCCGAUCCGGUUGCGCAGAUGGAGCGGUGCAAAAAACCCAUUAUCGGUGCGAUCAACGGGUUUGCGGUGACCGCCGGAUUUGAAAUAGCGCUCGCUUGUGAUAUUCUGGUUGCUGCUAAAGGAGCCAAGUUUUUGGAUACUCAUGCUAGAUUUGGGAUAUUUCCUUCUUGGGGCCUUUCACAGAAGCUUCCACGCAUUAUAGGACCUGGCAGGGCUCGUGAAGCUUCUUUAACUGCCAUGCCUAUAACAGCUGAGCAGGCUGAGAAAUGGGGCUUGGUUAACCAUGUUGUUGAGGAGAGUGAACUAUUAAAGAAAGCACGAGCAAUUGCAGAGGCCAUGAUAAAAAAUAAUCAAGAUUUGGUGUUGAGAUACAAAUCUGUCAUAAAUGAUGGCCUGAAGCUGGACUUGGGUCGUGCACUCUCUUUAGAGAAGGAGAGGGCACACGAGUAUUACAAUGGAAUGACCAAGGAUCAGUUCAGGAAGAUGCAGGAGUUCAUAGCUGGUCGAAGUGCAAAGAAACCUUCUUCCAAGUUGUAGAUUAUAUAGAUUAGUACACCUUUUAAGGUGGAAAUAAACAAUAAACAUUUAUGUUAUUCCUGAAUUGUAGAAAAAUGAAAUGAAUAAUUUUCGUA
Molecule: messenger RNA, 1073 nt
Organism: Hevea brasiliensis (rubber tree)
Lineage: Eukaryota; Viridiplantae; Streptophyta; Magnoliopsida; Malpighiales; Euphorbiaceae
Product: probable enoyl-CoA hydratase 1, peroxisomal
Exons: 3
Coding region: 181-978 (265 amino acids)
Cellular component (GO): peroxisome
Source: RefSeq, a predicted model, not a curated record